UUUUUGUGUCUCUUUGUGAUUGUUUUUGGUCUCUUUGUAAGUGUUUAAUUCCUUUUUGUGGUCACUGUGUCGCUUUGUGUCUCCCUAUAGUAGUUCAACAUCUCUUCAUGGCAACCUUGGGGUUGUUUUGUGUCUUUGAGGUCAUUUUGUGCAUCUUUGUGGACAUUUUGCAUCCAUUUGUGAUUAUUUUGUGUCUACCCCUGCUUGUGUUGUGUGUCUUUAGAAUGAUUUUGUGUCUUUUUGUGGUCAUAUUGCAUGUCUUUAUGGCAGUUUUGUAUCUCUUUAAGGGUUUUUUUUGUGACUUUUUGUGGUUAUUUUGUGUCUCUUUGCAGUUGUUUUUGUACCUUUAGGAUGAUCUUGUAUGUCUUUGUGAUGGGUUAUUUUGUGUUGUUAGGAAUAUUUUGUCUGUGGCUGCUUUGUGUCACUUUGUGGUUGCUUUGUGUCUCCUUGUGAUCAUUUUGUGUCUCUGUGGUCAUGUUUUGUCUUUCUGUGGUUGCUUUGUGUCCCUUUGUGCUUCUUUUGUGUCUGUUUGUUGAGGUUUUUAUGAUCAUGACUGAGCCUCAGCCUGGUUCCGACCCAAACCCCAGAUUCAGAGAAAGUACAGAGACGACAGCAUGUUUUCACCAUGUCCUACGGUCCCCACAAAGUCAGGCAUACUGGACUCACACACACACAAACACUCACAUCUGCAUUCCAUCAUUUUCCUCAGCAGCUCAGAGAUCAGAUCAGACGGCAGAGCCGCUCAGCACUUACGCAGUCCGCCUGUGACCAGCCCUGAUCCUGACACUGAUCCUGAGAACCCACAGGCCUGCAAGAGGAAGAGGAAGGCAGCUGCUUCCGUGGAGACAGAAAACUGUGACAGAGACGAGGCAAAGCAGCAGAACAACUGAAGAGAAGAAUGAGGCUGUUUGUGGGGACUCUGGUUCUCAUCUGUCUGCUGUCGUCCGAAUGCAGCUGCUCUCCGUCCUCUCGUCCUGCAGAUGAAUGUCCCAGCAUGUCUGUCCGUCUGCGGACGUUCCGGCUGGUGAAACGAUGUAACUUCACUACUCUGAAGGAGAAGCAGCUGAAGGAGAUCCAGGCUCCGACUACCAAUCUGUACCUGCCAGUUCUGUACCUGCUGGCCUUCAGUGUGGGUCUGCCCUCCAACCUGCUGGCUCUCUGGGUUCUGGUGUUCCGGACCAAACCACUGCCAUCCACUGUACUCCUCAUCAACCUGACAGUGGCUGACUGCCUGCUACUGCUGGUGCUGCCAUUUCGUAUCGUCUACCACUUCCAAGGGAACAACUGGGGGCUGGGUGAGUCUUUCUGCCGUGUUGUCAUGGCAGUGUUUUACGGCAACAUGUACGGCUCCAUCUGUUGUCUGGCCCUCGUGGCUCUGGACCGAUACAUUGCUUUGGUCCACCCAUUCGGUGCCAGGACUCUGCGCAGUCGGCGAGUGUCCCUGUACAUGACGACGGCAGUGUGGGUCGUGGUGCUGGCUGCCAUGCUGCCGUUGCUGGUGUCACAGCAGACAUACAAGCUGGACGAGCUGCAGAUCACCACCUGCCAUGACGCGUUGCCAGAGGAGGAGCAUGAGAGCUACUUCAUGCCCUACUUCAUCACCUUGUUCGCCUGCUGCUUUGUGCUGCCCUUCGCUGUUGUCUUGUACUGCCAUGCAGCGGUGCUGCGCACUCUGCUGGCCGAGAGGAAACGCUACGGCCACGCGGUCCGGGUCACGGUGUUGGUGCUGCUGGUCUUCAUCGUAUGUGUGCUGCCCAGCAACGUCCUCCUCCUCCUGACCUAUGCUGACAGCUCACUGGAUGCGGACGGCGAGGACGUUUAUGUCCCUUACAUGAUCAGCUUAGCGGUUUGCUCCUUCAACAGCUGCAUCGAUCCCUUCAUCUUCUACUUUGUGUCGGCAGAGUUCAGGCAGAAGGCUCGCAGCACUCUGUGUUGCCGCAGCGACUCUGGAGACAAGCCGUCCUCUCCAGCGAACAUGUCCUCAUCAUCCUCGGGCCAACGGUCACAGGUCACCCUGUUGUCCAUGUCCAGCCGGCAAGUGACGCCUGAGGUGCCGUGAGAGUCACAUGACUGCUGACAUCAUCACAGCUUCUCACAGAAAAUCAAACUGAGAACGUUGUUCAUGUUCUGAAGGCUGUACUGAUCGUUGAUCAAUUAUUUAACCAGAAAUAAAGAAAACAUGAUGAAAGAGAA
Acanthochromis polyacanthus (spiny chromis) is the source of this 2193-nucleotide messenger RNA. Its product is annotated as proteinase-activated receptor 4. Gene Ontology annotation, cellular component: membrane. Bases 899 to 2059 code for a protein of 386 amino acids. The transcript has 2 exons. Gene Ontology annotation, biological process: blood coagulation; thrombin-activated receptor signaling pathway; phospholipase C-activating G protein-coupled receptor signaling pathway. The record is from RefSeq and is a predicted model, not a curated record. Gene Ontology annotation, molecular function: thrombin-activated receptor activity. NCBI's taxonomy places the organism in Eukaryota, Metazoa, Chordata, Actinopteri, Pomacentridae.